GUCAAGAGGUUUCUCUGGGAUGCUGGCCUUCUAGGCAGAGUACCUGUCUCCAGUCUCCUCUUCACUGUUGUUGUUAUCUAUCUAAUGCUCAUCAUAUCCCCUAAAGUUCAUGUCCGUCUGUAUCCCCUGAAGCUCAUCGUGUCCGUCUGUAUCCCCUAAAGCUCAUCGUGUCCGUCUGUAUCCCCUAAAGCUCAUCGUGUCCGUCUGUAUCCCCUAAAGCUCAUCGUGUCCGUCUGUAUCCCUUAAAGCCCAUCGUAUCCCCUAAAGCGCACGGUGUCUCCCUGUAACCCCUAAAGCGCCCCGUGUUCGUCUGUAUCCCCUGAAACUAACUGUAAAUACACAGUAACAGACCAGAACACAUACUUCAUUCCUACAAAGACCUCCCACCCGCCUGAGCCUCCUUUAGCUUCCGAGUGUGGCGCCACACCCCUUUAUUUAUUAUGCAAAUGUAACGGUUUUCAUGUAGAUUUCUCAUCGCCUACUACCUCUAAUCACGGCAUGAAAAUUUUAUUGGGCUCAACCGUUUCUGCAAGUCGUUUUGAAUAAAUGAAGUGUUAAUUCAUUGUGGAUUCAUUUAUUUUGGUAACGACUGUGUACAAGGUGACGGUGGUUAAAUCAAUGUGUUUAGUGCUCAUCUGGCGGGUGGUAAUGAUAUAGGUUGAGGGGGUAUCAUGGCGUCUAGGGGUUAAUAUGAGCGAACAGGAUAACACAUACAGGCCAGUGUACCAACGGUAUUACAUCCGGAAAUCAACUUCUCCUACCGUGCGUCCGAAAAGGCACCCCCAUCCCUAUAUAGUGAAUGUCAGAACGGAGCACCGUGGGCACUCGUGUAGGCCGGGGAAUAGGGAGCCGUUUUACAUGCACGAAUUCUCGUGUGGUCAUUCAAUGUUCUGGAUUUAGUCCCACCUUCGAUGUGCUGCGACAAAAAUAACAUGUUCAGGUAACUUUAUGAAGUUCAGAGCUGGUCACAAAUUUAAAAAAAAGGUCAUUCGAUUUGCUCUUAUUUAGCUGGAAUGCUGAGAACAUAUUUCGUUUGGAAUCAAAUCUUUGGCUAUGGAUAUCCAUUUAGAUUCAUUCAUAUAAAUAUGGCGCAUCGAUUUUCAUUGUGUCUAUAAUUAAACUGGCUCCACUGUUCAUUGCACCAAGAAUUUGCUAUUUAAAUAUUUAGGCUAUUUCGCCCGGUAAAGUCAGAGGGCAGACAGACCCCCCCCCCCCUCUCUCUCGCUCUCUUUCUCUGCAUUUAGGAGAGUUGCAAUCCCGAGGGCGGCGCGAGAUAUUACUCCGGUUCUGUGUUGUAUAUUGCUUGAUGAUCGCCUUACUCUACAACCCUUCUGCUCAUAUCAAUUCAAUAUUUCAAUAAACUAAAGUGACUGUCGGGGUCUCCUUUUUUUUCUCCAAAUACACGUUUUGAUUCAGAGGCCGUUUUGGACAAAUGCUUCAAAUAAUUGAUGUGCAUAAUGACUAGACUGCAGGCCUAUGACGCCCAUUUCCGGCCUCGCACCAUUUUAUUCGCAUUGUUUUUCCUUUAAGGAAUCCAAAUAGAAUGCAUUGUCUUAAGGGAUACGCACGUCAGUAGGCUAUGACUUGGAAUAGCCUUUGUUGAAUAUAUUUGAGAAAUUAUGUCUGUGAAGAAAAUUAAAUCAGUUGUCUGCCAAAAAAAGAUGACAGUAAAUAUUGCAACAAACAAAAGAAAAAACGGAUGUGAAUUUCUAUGAACGAAAAGCAUAAACAACCAAAUAUCAGGCAUUCAAAUUGAACAAAACAUCCAAGCUCGAGCUACAGGUGUUGAAAACCCGUGCGUGUCCGUCUCCUGGCUGGAGGCUGAGAGCCGUAAAUAAAACGCACGCGCCGCGCCGGUCUCCUUUCCUCUCCAGUUAACCACUAACUGCUUGAAGCUGUUCGCUUGUUAUCUGACAGGGCUGGCUGGCUGCAAUGUUCAUGCACCAUGUCUCGCGAGAGAAGCCGAGCUCCGCUUGACGAGAUCUGAGACACUCAGGUGUAAGAGCCCUUCUCUCAUCCCUCUCGGCAGCCAGUGGGAACAGUAGACGGCAGAUAAGUGCGUCGGCCUGGGAGACUGCAGGCAUCUCUGACUGUGUGAUCUUCGUGCUCAAGGCUGAUCCGGCUGUAUUGCAUCAUUACUGGACCACUGUCUAUGACUAGGCUACUACAUCUUUCCAUUGCGUCAAUUUUAGCCCCUUUACUCUUUAAAGAAAAACAGUCGCAAAGAUGAUGUCAAUGAAUAGCAAACAGCCACACUUCGCCAUGCAUCCGAGCUUACCUGAGCACAAAUACACCACUCUGCAUUCCAGCUCGGAAGCAAUAAGGAGAGCCUGUCUGCAAGCUCCACAGCUGCAGAGUAACAUAUUCGCCAGCCUGGAUGAGACCCUCCUGGCCCGCGCCGAAGCUCUGGCUGCCGUGGACAUCGCAGUGUCCCAGGGCAAGACGCACCCUUUCAAACCGGAUGCCACCUACCACACCAUGAACAGCGUGCCAUGCUCUUCCAACACCACGGUGCCACUGGCCCACCACCACCACCAUCACCACCACCACCACCACCCCAACAUGGAACCCCCCGACCUCAUGGACCACAUUAACUCCCCGUCCUUAGCUCUCAUGUCCAGCCACGACGGCUCCGGGGGCGGGGGUGGAGGAGGUGGUGGCGGGCUGAUCUCCACCUCUGCUCACCCCCACCCUCACUCACACAUGCAUGGCUUGAGCCACCUCUCGCACCAGGCCGCUAUGAACAUGAAUUCCCCUCUCACCCACCACGGUCUUUUACCUGGACAUCAUGGAGGGGGCCAGGGCGGGCCAGGACUCAAUAACAACGGCCUUUCCUCUAUCAAUGACUCGGACACUGAUCCCAGGGAACUAGAGGCAUUCGCGGAGCGCUUCAAGCAGAGGCGAAUCAAGCUGGGGGUGACCCAGGCGGACGUUGGCAAUGCGCUGGUUAACCUGAAGAUACCCGGCGUUGGAUCGCUAAGCCAAAGCACCAUUUGUCGGUUCGAAUCGUUGACUCUGUCCCAUAACAACAUGAUAGCGCUUAAACCCAUCCUUCAGGCGUGGCUCGAGGAGGCCGAGGGUGCGCAGAGAGAGAAACUCAACAAACCUGACAUUUAUAGCGGAGGGGAAAAGAAACGGAAGAGAACGUCGAUAGCGGCACCAGAAAAGAGAUCUUUGGAGGCUUACUUCGCCGUACAACCUCGCCCGUCGUCCGAGAAGAUAGCAGCUAUCGCUGAAAAGUUGGACCUGAAAAAGAACGUGGUUCGAGUAUGGUUUUGCAACCAAAGACAAAAACAGAAACGGUUAAAAUUCUCCGCUUGCCACUGACUAUAGGCUAUUGAUGCGUUAUAAAAAAAAAAAACAAGAAAAAUGUUGAGACUGAAUUUGGGGACCAAGGUCUUCUUUUGUCGCCGACGGGUUUACAACUUGGGUGCAAAAAAAACAAUGACCAUUAGAUACUACGCACAUUUUAUGAAGCUUCAUAUAUCGGUUUUAGUUUAUUUUCACGUUAUUGGUGAAUGUGAAGUAUGCAAAUAUCCGAAAACCCUCCAGAGGAAACUCGCGCCGUGGUUCACCCUCCAGAGGAAACUCGCGCCGUGGUUCUGAGAAGAAACGAUCAACUUUGCCUUUUUAAAAAACAUUGUGGGAAUAAAAAGUUAAUUUGCUUUAGCGAGUUAUUUGAUUUGAAAUAUUAUAUAGCCAUUUACGAAUUACCUCAUUGUUGAACUCUUUUGGUUUGGUUAAUUUAUAAUAAGCUUAUAUACAAUUAUUUAUUUACCUAUUUCUGUAUUUAUUUGUGAUAACAUUGUGGGGGGCUGCUGUGAACUCUGUUUAAAAUAAUGUAGCAAACUGAAUUAAAACAAGAAUCCCAAUAGUGCUUUGCCUGAAUGAUAUGAUCGUCCUUUCGCUUCUGAAUGUGACAGUCAAAGCUAUUCAAUUAUCACAUUUAUUUACAAUUUGCACUAACAUUUAGGCAGUCAUUUGUUUUGUUUAUAUCGGUUAUUAUUAGGUCCAAAUGGUUUUGUGUAAU
Oncorhynchus kisutch (coho salmon) is the source of this 4030-nucleotide messenger RNA. RefSeq names its product POU domain, class 4, transcription factor 1. Bases 2227 to 3327 code for a protein of 366 amino acids. The transcript is spliced from 2 exons. Gene Ontology annotation, molecular function: RNA polymerase II cis-regulatory region sequence-specific DNA binding; DNA-binding transcription factor activity, RNA polymerase II-specific. Lineage: Eukaryota; Metazoa; Chordata; Actinopteri; Salmoniformes; Salmonidae. Gene Ontology annotation, biological process: regulation of transcription by RNA polymerase II. The record is from RefSeq and is a predicted model, not a curated record.